Messenger RNA from Mauremys mutica (yellowpond turtle), 1051 nucleotides. RefSeq names its product tripartite motif-containing protein 10-like. NCBI's taxonomy places the organism in Eukaryota, Metazoa, Chordata, Testudines, Geoemydidae. The transcript has 6 exons. The record is from RefSeq and is a predicted model, not a curated record. Bases 85 to 975 code for a protein of 296 amino acids. Gene Ontology annotation, molecular function: zinc ion binding.
UGGAAGCAGAACCCCACGAAGAGGCAGGGCAGUUGGCCCCGAACCACAAGCAGAGAGAACAGAAGCCCAGAGAUCCCAGCAGCCAUGGCCUCAGGGACUCCUGUACGGGAAAUCCAAGAGGAAACCAAAUGUCCCAUCUGCCUGGAAUAUCUGACGGACCCAGUCACCAUACAGUGCGGGCACAACUUCUGCCGAGGCUGCAUCACUCAGUUCUGUGAGACAUGGGAAGAGCAGGACUCUGACCCCUUGUGCUGCCCCAACUGCAGAGUCCGAAUCCGGAAAGGGGCUCUCCGGAAAAACUAUCAGCUAGCAAAUAUAGUGGAAAAAAUCAAACAACUGGAUUUCAAACCAGGAAAAGAGAAUCUGUGUGAGAGACACGGCAAAGCCCUGGAUCUGUUCUGUGAAGAGGACGGGGAAGCCGUGUGUGUGGUUUGUUGGAGAUCCCCCCAGCACAGAUCUCACACGGUGCUUCUCAUGGAAGAGGCUGCCCAGAAAUACAAGGAAAGAAUCCAGGCCCAUUUGAAAACUCUGAGGGAAGAGAGAGAAAAGCUGCUGGGAUUGAAAACGACUGGAGAGAGGAAUUGCCGGGAAUAUCUGAAACAAACACAAACCGAGAGGCAGAAGAUUGUGUCUGUAUUUCAUCAACUGCGGCAGUUCCUGGAGGAACAAGAGCGACUCCUGCUGGCCCAGCUGGAGAAGCUGGACAAGGAGAUUGUGAGAAUCCAGAAUAAAAAUGUCAGUAAAGUCUCCGAGCAGAUUUCCCGUCUGAGUGAGCUGAUCAGUGAGAUGGAGGGGAAAUGUCAGAAGCCAGCAAGUGAAUUCCUACAGGAUGUCAGAACCACCUUGAGCAGGUGUGAGAAGGGGAAGUUCCAGCAGCCAGAGGAGAUUUCUCCUGAACUGGAAGAGCGAGUCAGUGGUUUCUCCCAGAAAAUGAUUGUGCUAAUGGAGAUUCUGGGGAAGUUCAAAGGUACUUAGAAGGGAUCUAGGAAUGGAAAUUGGGAUAAGCCUCUGAGAAGAGAAUGGUGCUGAUAAAUUGGUUCACACUUAGAUG